AUGGAAGAAGCAUCCAAAGUAGAGAGCCUCAAGGCAAGCCAACGUCACCGUGCGGCCAGUCCGGCGCCAAAGGUCAAGUCCAACAAGGCCGAGGCGAAGGACAGCAAGGAAGUGAAGGCAUCCGCAUCGACAGCACACGUUAAGGUUGAAAGCGCAGGCGCACCGGAAUGGCUGGCGAUGGCAAAAUGGAUAACACUCCUGGUAACCACACAGCUGCUCAUGAUCAUCUUUGCGAAGAGGUGCACGAGCCAGGCUGGUCUUCCUCUGCUGCUGUGCCUGGCGCAGUUUGCAGUCUCCACGGUGCUCUCCGCCUCUGCAUGGGUCGCGCGUGCCCAAAGCGAGGUGACUAAGAGUGUGCCCAAGCUUCUGGCACCACGGGCUGUUUUGCUCGAUAUUGUCCCGCUCAGUGGUGUGUGGACAGGUGGUUUCGUGAUGUUUAAUGCAGCAGCCCUGUACAUGAGCCCUGGCAUGGUCAACGUCGUUCGUUGUAUGGAGCCCCUGGCGACGGUCUGUGUUGGAGCAGCCUUGGGUCAACGAUUUUCAUGGCAGGUGCUAGCCACGCUUGUGCCAAUCUGCGGUGGAGUUGCGAUGGCAUCGCUGACUGCUGGAAGCCUCUCCGCCACAGGCAUUUGUCUCGCCACCGUUUCAAACGUGGCGUUCUGCUGUCGGUCUUUUUGCCUGCAACGAUUGCGCCGCAACCCAGAGAACAAGCUAGAUGAUGUGGCCGUCUUCUUCAACGUCAGCUGGGCAGCGACUGUUGCGCUGCCUUUGCUUCAAAUUCCGCUGGAGGGCACGCAGGUGCUUCCGGCGCUGCAAGCCUUAGACGAGCCUCAGCGGUGGAUCUUCGCAGCGGAGAUGUUGAUGAGUAGCAUCUUCUUCUUCCUGUACCAGUUCGUCCAGCUGCUUGUUAUGACUCAGCUCAGCCCUUUGGCCUUCUCUGUUUUGACGCCAGUGGUCAAGGCUGCUGCCACGAUUGACAGAUGA
This is a messenger RNA of Symbiodinium pilosum, 984 nucleotides long. Lineage: Eukaryota; Dinophyceae; Suessiales; Symbiodiniaceae. The record is from the annotation of a GenBank genome assembly.